Messenger RNA from Mesorhabditis spiculigera, 1476 nucleotides. Lineage: Eukaryota; Metazoa; Nematoda; Chromadorea; Rhabditida; Rhabditidae. The record is from the annotation of a GenBank genome assembly.
AUGUUUGAUACGUCGCCGAAAGAACCUCUGAGCAGCAGCAGCAGCCCGCGUAACUCGCCGUUUUUGCCCAGACCUUCCUUCGAGGAAGAACCGGUUGAUCCCGAGUUUACCGACAAUGUUCGAGUUAAAGUGGUCAGCCUACUGCUGUUCUUGUUCUUCUAUGGUAUUUCCUACAAGAUCAUACGGUACUACAAGACGUUGAACGUUGACGAUGAGCUCUUUGCUGGCAAGAAUGAUUUCUACGUUUACCGGAUCACGGUAUGGAUUUGUUCGUUUUCGUUGGCGAUUUCCCUCUGCUCGAUCAUUCUGGUGCCUUUCUCUCUUCUCGGCGUCGAAUUGCUGGUUAGUCACGCCGGAAACUACUAUCUGCAAUGGUACAACUGGCCGCUGAUCACCUUUCUCUGGCAAUGGGUCUUCACGCUGUCGAAUGUAUCUCUCUUCGUCCUCCUGCCGUUCUCCUACUUUUUCCUGGAAAGCCAUGGCCUCGGGCGGGAUACGAGCCUGAUUGGGCGCGUGUAUGAAGCUAUGGCGAUAUCUGUUGUGCUAAUUGUCAUCGCUUUGUGCUCGUGCGAACUACUCUACUAUUUCUCUGCGGCACCGUCGGAUUUGACGAUCUUUGAGAUCUUUUCGGUCUUCACAAUUAUUUACGUUGACCUGCCAUUCCUCUACUCUUGCGUGUCUCUGCUAGGUGCCUUGGCCUUCAUGGCGUCGAUUCCGUAUGGCUAUUCGUCUUUGUUCCGCACUAUUGCCGCAAGAAACGAGGAGGAAAAUUAUUUCCGCAACUACGGCUACGUCAAGCCCCACCGGGAGUCUUACGGAACUGCGGAAGACAACAACCCUCGGUGGCUGCUUUGCAAUCGACAGGGUUUUGAUUAUCCCGUGUGCAAUGGCGACACUCAAAACCCCGAGUUGCCGCUCUGGAAGAAGUUCGCACAACGAUAUCCGGUAGUGACCUUUUAUCUACGCUCCUACUUGCCAACGUUGCAACGGGGACUCCUCACUGGCCUGCUGCUCAUCACCGUCAUUUUUGCCGGCUCCAACGUUUUGAAGAUGGCGACUGGUUUUCGGGCUCUGCCAGGAUAUGAGGUUUAUGUCAACGAGGCGAAGAGCAAGGUGGUGUUCGGCUUAUAUGGCGCGAUGUUCGAAACAGUGAUCAUCUUCGCCUUGAUGGUCGUUGCUCUCCACGGGUUCUAUCAAAUGUCGAUCGGCCGGGCAAUUCGUCCAGUGAAGUGUGGUACAUCUAUGACGUGCGUCAUCUUUAAUUGCUCAAUACUGGUCUUCUUUUCUUCUGCUUUGCCAGUAGCGACAUGUAUUUUGGGUGUCACCUCUUUCGACCUACUUGGCUCUUUCGGAACUUUGGCCUGGUUGUCGUCUUUUCCAACGGUCUUCAUGUACAACGUGGUGUUUAUUGGUGCUUCAUUUUGGACCCUCAAAAGGGAAUUGAAGAAUGCUGAUGUAGUAAAACUGCGUCGCAAU